This is a messenger RNA of Amphibalanus amphitrite, 2610 nucleotides long. RefSeq lists its product as uncharacterized. Gene Ontology annotation, biological process: DNA integration. The record is from RefSeq and is a predicted model, not a curated record. Lineage: Eukaryota; Metazoa; Arthropoda; Thecostraca; Balanomorpha; Balanidae. Gene Ontology annotation, molecular function: nucleic acid binding; RNA-DNA hybrid ribonuclease activity. The transcript has a single exon. Bases 1 to 2610 code for a protein of 869 amino acids.
AUGGAUGGAGUGGGGGCUCUCGGGGGAGUAGCGGUGCGAUCGCCCUCUGAGGUAAAGUUCGCCGGCGAGAACGAAGCAUGUGGCUGUGUGGGGGACCUGCAAGAUCUGACUGUUGAUAAGGAAGACUUCCGUGUCGUUUUCGCUGCGGAGCUGCAGCGCUGGACAGUGGAAUGGAAGUGGUCCGGUGAGGAGCCACCAGUUCGCCUCAAGAAUGGAGUGAGCGAGUAUACUGUGCCGGAUGAGGUCAGAAAGGACUAUGAAGAGGAGAUUGAGACCUGGAUCAAGAACGGAUGGCUACUAGAAUACGAUGAAGAAGAACACGGUCCCCCGAAAAGCCUGAUUCCACUCAUGGCAGUGGUCCAAGAGAAUAAAGGGAAGGUGCGACCCGUGCUUGACUUCCGCGAGAUCAACACAUUUGUCGACACGUACACGGCAGAUGUUGAUGUGUGUGACGAGAAGCUCCGCGAAUGGCGUCAGAUGGGAGCGAACGUAGCGCUUCUGGACCUCCAGAAAGCAUACCUUCAGAUACAUGUAGACGAAUCUCUGUGGCCUUACCAGACUGUCGAGUACAAAGGAACAAGAUACUGUCUGAGUCGACUUGGAUUUGGCCUGAACAUCGCACCAAGGGUGAUGAAGACAGUCCUCGAGGCAGUGGUGAAUCAAGACAAGGACGUGGCAAAGGCAGUGUCAUCAUAUGUCGACGAUGUCUUGGUCAAUGAGGAUGUGAUGUCCGCGGAAAAUGUGAGCAAACAUCUUCGAGCCUUUGGGCUCCAGUGCAAGGAACCAGUACGACCAAAAGAAGGCGCUCGGAUUCUCGGUCUCCGAGUUCAGGAAGAGCAUGGCAACCUCAAAUGGAAGAGGGACAACGACGUCCGAGAGAUCGACGGGCCGGUGACGAAACGCAAGGUGUUCUCGCUUUGCGGCCGUUUGACUGGACACCUUCCGGUGUGUGGCUGGCUGCGGCCAGCGGUGUCGUUCUUGAAGCGAAAGGCUAAUGAAGCGGCGAACGCUUGGGACGACGUCAUCGAGGACAGUUUAGUGAAUGGGCUGAUCGAAGAGAUAAUGACGCAAAUUAACACAGAUGACCCAGCGAGAGGUCAGUGGGACGUCAAAGGGAACGAGGUGACGGUCUGGGCGGACGCCAGCAUGUUGGCCUUGGGAGUGGUCCUCGAGAUCGAGGGCGAGGUGGUGGAGGACGGAUGCUGGCUGCGACCAACCGACGGAACACAUAUCAACAUGGCAGAACUUGAUGCCGCGCUGAAGGGCGUCAACAUGGCCAUCCUCUGGGGUGCUAAGAGAGUUCGACUGAUGACGGAUUCGCGUACUGUGUACCAUUGGAUCACUGACCUCCUGAGCGGCAAAGCACGGUUAAAGACGAAGGCCGUCUCGGAAAUGCUUAUCAGGCGAAGGCUGAGUACACUGAAGAUGCUGGCCGACGAGUACAGCCUGGAGAUCAGCGUUCACAGCGUGGCCUCUGCUGACAACAAAGCUGAUAAGCUCACCAGAGUGCCGGAGCGGUGGCGAGACACGCGUGCAGGCAGCGGUCCGGCUUGCAUCAUGGCGGGUGCAGAAGGAGACGAAGAUGAAGCCGGGCUAGUGAAGGAGGUGGAGCGGGUGCAUCAUGCCGCUGGACACCCAGGUGUCAGAAGAACUUUGUACUUUUCCAAGAGGGCAAACUUGCGGGUCACCAAGCGUAUGGCACGAUCUGUUGUAUCAGCUUGUCAGACGUGCCGGUCGAUCGACCCGGCACCGGAGAAGUGGACUGGCGGACAGCUGUCGGUAGACAUUGUCUGGGAGCGCGUCGCAGUUGAUGUCACGCACUUCCAGGGGCGCCUCUAUCUGACGAUGGUAGACUGCGGACCAUCAAGGUUCGCGAUUUGGCGCCAGCUGCGAUGUGAGAGCGCGGCGUACGUCACAGGGGAGAUGUCAUCGAUUUUCUACGAGAGGGGAGCACCUUCAGAGCUGCUGGCCGAUAAUGCUACCGUAUUCCGCAGCCGCGCAUUUCAGGCAUUCGUCCGUGAAUGGGGCACCCGGGUGCGGUACCGAGCAGCGUACGCACCAUCGGGUAAUGGCAUCGUCGAACGAAAUCACCGCUCCGUGAAGGUGAUUGCUGCGAGGAAGGGAUGUGGCGUGCCGGAGGCGGUGUAUUUGUACAAUGCGACUCCGAGGGACGACUCGACCGACGCAGCAACCCCUGUCAGCAUGGUGUACAAGUACACAGUGAGAGUCAAGGCAGUGGAUCCGGUUCAGCCCGCUGAAGAGCCCGAGCCAGAUACAUGCAGGUACAGCGUGGGAGAUGCGGUGUGGGUGAAAUCAGCGCGGGGGCGAUGUGACGAUCAGUACAACGAGGGAGUGGUGACUGGGCGAGUGUCACUGCAGACUGUGGAAGUGGAUGGGGUGCCAAGACAUGUGCGCCACCUGCAGCCCCGUGAGGCGCACGUGGAACAGCCUCAGAGUGAUACCGCAGAUGACGAAGGGCCGCUCCUUGUGCGUCUCCCAGAGGAGAACCGGGAGGAGAUGGGUCAGGGAGAGGGACAGUGCCGGCGGUCCCAGCGGCAGGUGCGGGCUCCCAUGCGGUACGGUUUCGAUCAGGAUCGGGGAGGAGUGUGA